This is a messenger RNA of Tachysurus vachellii, 1634 nucleotides long. RefSeq names its product tuftelin 1b (gene tuft1b). The coding region runs from base 214 to 1074 and encodes 286 amino acids. Gene Ontology annotation, cellular component: intracellular anatomical structure. Gene Ontology annotation, biological process: intracellular signal transduction. Lineage: Eukaryota; Metazoa; Chordata; Actinopteri; Siluriformes; Bagridae. The record is from RefSeq and is a predicted model, not a curated record. The transcript has 11 exons.
CACACACACAAACACACACACACAUAAACACACACAUACACAUGCUCAGACAAUCAGAGGGUGAUAUCCAAUGUCUGCUCCGAGCCUGCAGUGGUUUGUGGAGCGCAGAUAAGACCAGAUUCCAGCAGACUGUUAGGAGAGAAGAUAGAAGUCAUCAAGGUGUAUCUUGAACGAGGCACACACGAGCAAAACAAGGAACAACAAAGUGUCACAAUGCUGACAGAUGAGGUUUCACACAUCCAGGAGGUGAGGUACUGCCUGAAGACUCUGAGGGAACAGAUGGCAGCCAGACAUAAUAAUAACAAGAGUCCAGUCAAUGGGAUUCGAGUUCACAUACCGAGCACCAAUUCCCCCGUCUCCAACACCAGUGUGGACUCCAGUGUGGACGCGUCUGUCCCUGAGAACCAGGAGCAGGAGUGUGUGAGGUUGGGAGAGAUGAUUAAACAUCUGAAUGCUCAGCUUCAGGAGGCAGAAAGGAGACACCAGGAGGACAGACAGGCAUUACAGGCAGAGAACAGAGAGCUCCUGCAGCGCCUGGAGGAGCAAAACGAGCUACUGCAGCAGACCCAGAAGCAGUCAGAGGGGCAGAGCCAUCGCACUGAGGAGCUGCAGACACUUCUAGAAAAUCUGAAGCAGGAGAAUUCCAGCCUUCAUUACAAAAUAGCUGAAGGUGAGGCUGAACUUCAGGAACUCCAAGCACUGAAGGAUGGGGAAGAUGUAAAAAGAUGUAAACAACUGGAAAAAGAACAAGCAGUUCUGAAGGAGAAAAUCCAUCACCUAGAUGACAUGUUAAAGAGCCAACAGAGGAAAAUGAGACACAUGAUAGAGCAGCUUCAGAACUCUCGGGUUAUGAUGGAGGAGAGAGAGCGACUGAUUGGUGAUCUAGAGGAAAAAGUGUCUUUUCUGGAAGCAGAGAACAGAGAGAUGCGGGAAAAGAUGGAGUUCUGUGUGGGUGAUCAAGCACACAGUUCUCAUCAGUCAGAACCUCAGAUUGUAUACAGUAAGACUUUGACACCAACAAGUUCAGGAAACAAGUCACUGCCUUUCAUCAAAGUGAUUGAGAUCAAGUCUUGAGCAGAUACAGAGAAGACCAUGUGAGGCAUGUGUACACACUAUACAUGCACUCGUUAUAUUUUUCAUGUGUAACAUGAGUUUUAGAAUGUGGCUGUACAGACAGAAAUCCACCUCAUUUGAAGAAGUUUUUAAUAGCUGAAAAUAAUUGCUUCUUUGAUAACUAAGUACUGCUAAUAAUUAAUAGCUGAUUUUGUGUAAUUUUGUUUUUGCACAAAUUAUAAUAGUUCAGACUUAAAAUGUAUUUUUAUCCUUAUCUAGAUUUUCUCUAUGGUCAUCAACAUUAAAAACACCCUCAGAAGGCCCAGUUUUUGUUCAGAAUUGUGUGUGUGUGUGUGUGUGUGUGUGUGUGUGUGUGUGUGUGUGUGUAGGUGAAAUAUAAUAAUCCUGGUAAAAUGAGUGCUAGACCCAGCUAUUCUGCCAGUUCCCAUAUUAAAUGUGAAAUAUUAACACCUCCCGCUGUUAACAUAAGCUGUAUAGUUAAUAUUUUGAUAUAUAUUCCGUUGUAGUUCUGUAUUUAUAUAAUGAAUUUUGUGGGACCAAAUAAAGUUCAAUGAACGUUA